Cajanus cajan (pigeon pea) is the source of this 868-nucleotide messenger RNA. RefSeq lists its product as uncharacterized. The record is from RefSeq and is a predicted model, not a curated record. NCBI's taxonomy places the organism in Eukaryota, Viridiplantae, Streptophyta, Magnoliopsida, Fabales, Fabaceae.
GCACACUAAAUAGCACAUGUAAUAUUUUACAUAAGCCAAAUUAACAGCAGCUACCACUUUCCUUUCCUUUUCCAAGUGAGCAGAAGAGUGGCGUUCAGGUCCCACGGCGUGAAUACAGCAAAUAAAAAGUUGUUGUUAAAAGUAACUCAUAAGCUGUGUGUGUUUCAAAGUUAACAGAAUAAAAAAAAAAUGGAGGUGCAGCAAUGGUGGAGGCUCAGAUUAUCCUUCAGAAAUGCAACCAUGGUCGUGUGUUUCCUCAAUAUGAUCACUGCAAUCUUCUUGCUUCAUGCUUUUCUCACCUCUGCCUACACCCGCAACAAAUCUUCCAACGCUACCUCGAACUCAGCUCAACGCAGUUACAUUAUGGAAUCUGAAGCAAUUCGUCUUGCCUUGAUACCAGUGGAGCUGAUAAAAAGAGUGAGGGAGAUUGAGCAGGAAGCAUACACUGAACCAGAAGCAGCCCAGAAGAAAGACACAAAGCAGACUGCUGCAGUUGAUCUAUCUAAAAGGUUAAAGGAUUUCCGUUCCUUGAAUGAUGCUACCAGCUUGAAAGCUUUGGAGGAAUGGCGAAAGAGGAAGAUGGAGAGGGCCAGACAAAGAGAAUUGGAGAAAAAUGGAACAACUUCCUCUCAAGCUUGACUUUAUAUAUUCUCUGAUAUCAAGUGAAAGUUAACAUGCUGAUUUAGUAGUUAUUAGUGUACACUGUAUAGGAUCUUUAAAUUUCAAGAGUUAUCUUGUGUUAUAAAGGCAUCUUUCUUACAGAAAGAAUUCGUGAUUGAGAGAUUGAUCCCAUUACUAUUCUGUUACUUUUGUUUUCUUUAUUUAAAAGAAAAAAUAAAAAUAAACCGUAUAUGUUGAUCUUGUUUGA